CGCGCACUCUGCACGCCCUCUGAGCGUGAACAGGAACCGGUACGUCAUCACGCGUCAUCUGCACCAUGGCGACGGAGACGCUGAGAGCAUUUGUGUGCAGUUUCUCCGUCAUAGUCCUGUUCAAACUAAACGUUUUUUUCUGCCAGCAGUUCUCUAUAUCUUUUCAGCAGCCUUCGGAUUGUGGUGUGGACAGUUAUUUUGAUAUUUCGAGAUUGUCUUGUGUGAAAUGCGGGCCGAAUCAAGUCAGCAGCAAAUCAGGACUGGCAUGUGAGUGUCAGACUGGUUUCAGGGUGCUGGUCAGCAACGGGGCGUCCAUCACGUGCCAGCAGUGUCCUGAUGCUAAUCAGGGGGUCACCCAGGAUGGGUAUGGGUGUGUCAGUUGUUCUGGAAGUGUAGGGGAGAAUGGCAAGUGUCAGUGUCCUAAGGGAAGUGUGUUGGUGGAAAGAGAUGGGAACGGGAAUCCAUUAAAUGAAUCACGAUGUGAAGCAUGUAAUGCAACAGAGCCCGCAUUUUCUGCCCCAGAUACAACAGGCAACAGGUGUGUAAGAUGUGAGGACUCCUUCAUCAACUCAUCUCAGUCUUGUGUUUGUGGUAUUUCAAAUGUACAGGCAGGUGGGAUGUGCUUCCCUUCAAAUGGUCUACCUACCUCAGUUGUCCCAAAUGUCAUCUUUAGCCAACUGGCCAACUCUGUCCUAUCGGCAUGGUUUUCAAACUUCAUGUAUUCUUCAGCAGCUGCCUGUUUGUUGUUCUCCAACCGGACAGCAUGUCAGUCUCUGGGCAACAUGUGUGUGAUGAACAUGCACUCCUUUAGCACAAUCAACAAUGAUGCCUGUGGCCUCUACAACACAGUCUACAGAACAACAGCUGCUCAGGGCAGCAGCCAGGAUGUCUCCUACUGGAGGGCAAACCUGCCUUGGCUUUACUAUGGAGACCAGCUUGGGUUGGCAUCACGGAUUCUACAGAAUGAGCCGCUUCCUGUUGGAUUCAGCUUUAAAGGGACACAAAAGAACACUAACAUCGAGCUGCGGGCUGCUGUUUACUCAGUGCGUGGGGAGUUUUUGAGAUGGGAGAGCGUUGGUGGAGGAAACCUCCAGCUGUGUCCAGACACCCCUACCAGACAACAGUCUGCUUUCACGUUUGGGACAGCCUACAAGCAGAGUUGUGUGCUGUCUGUGUCAGAGCUUCUGAAUAGGUAUCCAGAGCCUGUGUUCUAUGACGUGUUCCUGGUCAUUCAGAAGCCACAGGAGGACACGCGUCUUCUUGCAGUGCCUCUCUUAAAUAUCAACCAGCAGUUUAAUGGCCAGUUCACUAAUGAGGGAUCUAACAUCAAUAACUGGUUACUGACCCGAAGGUUGAUGCUUGUGGACACGUUGAGUGGAAGGCAAAACUCUUUGAGUUCUUCACCUGGGGUCAUACGUGUGGCCUCUAACAUUAAGAUCGGGUUUCGGCUGGUGCCAAAUACACAGAAGGGACAGGUGUACCCCCCUCUGAUGACUGUGACUUACUCAGAUAUACCUGUCACUUACCCCACCACACAGACUGUUACAGUGUCAUUCUCUCUUGAGUAUAUGAUGGACCAGGAAGAAGCUCGGGUCAAAACUGAUAUUGCUCUUGGUGUGCUGGGUGGGGUGGCUGUUGUCCACUCUUUAUUGAAGACAGCAAGCUGGAAAAGAAGAAUUGCAUCUCCUCUCAUUGACCUGCAGACCAUUAUGAAGUUUUUGGUGUUCUAUGCUGGUGACCUGGCAAAUAUUUUCUUCAUCAUCACAGUUGGAACAGGACUCUACUGGCUCAUAUUCUUUAAGGCCCAGCUAUUUGUGUCUGUGUUGCUGCCAUUACCAGCUCAGGAGGAGCGAUUUGUUGUUUAUGUUGGCUGUGCCUUUGCUUUGAAGACUGUACAAUUUCUUCAUAAGCUUUUUGUUCAGCUGUCUGUGGAUAUUUUCUUCAUAGACUGGGAAAGACCUCGUGGUAAAGCCAGUAAACAUGUGGAGGGGUCUGGUGAAGCAAAAAGUCAAGCAUCUCCUGUCAGUAUCUGGAGAACAUAUUUUGUGGCCAAUGAGUGGAAUGAGAUUCAGACGAUUCGCAAGAUCAACCCCACAUUUCAGGUCAUUGCUGUGCUUUUCUUUUUGGAGGUGGUGGGCUUCUCAAAUUUGGCUCUAAGAGACCCCUCAUCCGAACUGCGUCGGUCUCCUGAGGCAUACACUCCGCCAUGCAGCCUCAUACUCCGCUACGGUGUGGCUUCUGCAAUGUGGCUAUGCAUUGGCUUAAUACAGGUGAUAUUCUUCACAGUAGUCCAUGAACGCUUUGUUGAAGACAAAAUUCGCCAGUUUGUGGAUCUGUGCUCAAUCAGCAAUAUCUCAGUGCUGCUGCUGUCUCAUCGAUGUUUUGGCUACUACAUUCAUGGACGUUCUGUUCAUGGUCAUGCUGACACUAACAUGGAUGAGAUGAAUACAAACCUGAAGAGGGAGGCGGAGAAUCUUUGUGGCCAAAGGGGACUUUUGCCGAACUCAGACACUCAGACAUUUCAGAUUUCAAUAACCAACCGCCUGCGAGCACAAUAUGACCGGAUAAUCGAGCCAAUCAGCAGGAGAAGUGGGCCCUCAAGGUUGGUGGAUGCUUCAGCCAAUCCAUGUGAGCAGAGCACAAAAGCUUACCAUACUAUGAACCGAUUUCUGGGCUCUGUCAUUGAUCAUGCACAUCGUGAGAUGGAUUACAUAGUGAAAGAUAAGCUGCUAUUUGAGAGACUUAUUGGUAUGGAGUUUAUAGAGCCACUGGAUAAAAGCAUCUUUUAUAAUGAUGAUUCUCACUCAUUCGCUGAUGUCCUCUUUUAUGGUAAUGAGGCUGUGCUGUUGAUCUUUGACACCCUCUUUUUCUGUGUGGUGGAUCUGGGCAGUCAGAACUUCAUUCUCGCAGCUGUGUUGACAUACCUUCAGCAGCUGGUCUUCAGAUUAAUCCGAAAUGGAAUGGGCCGCAGGAACCUAGCAAGCAAAACUCUGGUUGACAAACGAUUUCUCAUCUAGUUCCUCUGCUUAAUCUAUCUGCUUUCUGUUGUCUUAAUGGUGUUUCUGUUUUAUGCCAUGGCAGCCUUCAGAUUUUUGUAUUGUUUUUGUAUAAAACUUUAUUUGUGCAGGAUUUUUGUACAUUCUAUGCCAAGACAGUUCAGGAUUUGAUGUAUAAAUGUUUUGAUAUUGAAAUAUUUUUAAACAAUUAAAUCUGUUCUUGGUUUUUUUGAGGCCUUUCCUGAGUAAAUUUGAUUCUACAUGGUAUGCUUCAAGUUUUUUAGAAGUUCUUCAGAGCACACAAGUCAGACACAAGUGAUGGCUCGUAAGUGUUCCUCUUGUCAGUUCUAUCUAUGUGGUUCUCUUGGAAGUAAUGUAUGUCUGCAAAUGGUUUUUGAUACUUGUUCAAAAUUAAUUCAUAGGCCCCAGCGAGGAUUGAACUCGCGACCCCUGGUUUACAAGACCAGUGCUCUAACCACUGAGCUAUGGAGCCUCACCUAGUCUUGUGCUGUCCUUAUUGUCCUUAUACAGUCUUUCUGUAUCUCUAAGGGGUGUGUCUGGCACACCAGAAGGGAACACUAGUCACAUGAGCACCUAUGCAGGACAGUCAUACAUCACCGAUAUCAAGUCAAACAUAUCACAAGAAGAGCAAGUUAUGAUAUUUUGAUUAAAGAUCACAAAGUCAAAAAAUUGAUUUGGUGCUCAAGAAACAUUUCUUACUAUUAUCAAUGUUGAAAACAGUUGUGCUGCUUAAUAUUUUGUUUUACAUCGUUUAUACCGUCUCACCAGAUUGGAAAAUGAUUAGUAAUUUCUUUGCUUGGUUGCAACCAAUCUUGUGUCUAUUUUGCUACAUUUGACCUCUUUCAGGAUGGUUGAACACCUGUGAUGUGUCUUAGCUUUCAUUUUUUGUUUACUCACAGUUGAACACUUCAUAUCAGACUUGCUCCGUUCUGGUCUAUUGUAGCACUAGUCAUCUAUAGCUGUAAACUUUUUUUGAUAACUACUCAAAAGUGUCUGUUAGGCCCCAGCGAGAAUUGAACUCGCGACCCCUGGUUUACAAGACCAGUGCUCUAACCACUGAGCUAUGGAGCCUCACCUGUAUUAGUGUUGUCCUUGUUACCAUAUGAAAAGUACAUAUGAAAAACUGCUCAAAGGGUGUGUCCAACAUUUGAUUGUUUGAAGUUCAGGAGGAAUGACAAACAUGUGACUCAUCUGUCACAAAUGAAAUCCUUCUGUCUGCAUAACUUCAUUGUUCAUCCAAUCCUAGUACAUUAUAAUUGUGCUAAACAGAUUAUGAACAAAAAAAUGACAACAGAUGUGGCUUUUUUGCACAUCAAUGUUUUAAUUUUUUCCUAUAUGCCUAUGUUUUUAUAUAUAGGUGCAUCUCAAUAAAUUAGAAUGUCGUGGAAAAGUUCAUUUAUUUCAUAUAAAUUCAGUGCACACAGACUGAAGUAGUUUAAGUCUUUUAAUUGUGAUGAUUUUGGCUCACAUUUAACAAAAACCCACCAAUUCACUAUCUCAACAAAUUAGAAUACUUCAUAAGACCAAUAAAAAAAAAAACAUUUUUAGUGAACUGUUGGCCUUCUGGAAAGUAUGUUCAUUUACUGUAUAUGUACUCAAUACUUGGUAGGGGCUCCUUUUGCUUUAAUUACUGCCUCAAUUCGGCGUGGCAUGGAGGUGAUCAGUUUGUGGCACUGUUGAGGUGGUAUGGAAGCCCAGGUUUCUUUGACAGUGGCCUUCAGCUCAUCUGCAUUUUUUUGGUCUCUUGUUUCUCAUUUUCCUCUUGACAAUACCCUAUAGAUUCUCUAUGGGGUUCAGGUCUGGUGAGUUUGCUGGCCAGUCAAGCACACCAACACCAUGGUCAUUUAACUAACUUUUGGCAGUGUGAACAGGUGCCAAAUCCUGCUGGAAAAUGAAAUCAGCAUCUUUAAAAAGCUGGUCAGCAGAAGGAAGCAUGAAGUGCUCUAAAAUUUCUUGGUAAAUGGGUGCAGUGACUUUGGUUUUCAAAAAACACAAUGGACCAACACCAGCGGAUGACAUUGCACCCCAAAUCAUCACUGACUGUGGAAACUUAACACUGGACUUCAAGCAACUUGGGCUAUGAGCUUCUCCACCCUUCCUCCAGACUUUAGGACGUUGGUUUCCAAAUGAAAUACAAAACUUGCUCUCAUCUGAAAAGAGGACUUUGGACCACUGGGCAACAGUCCAGUUCUUCUUCUCCUUAGCCCAGGUAAGACGCCUCUGACGUUGUCUGGAUCAGGAGUGGCUUAACAAGAGGAAUACGACAACUGUAGCCAAAUUCACGUCUGUGUGUGGUGGCUCUUGAUGCCUUGACCCCAGCCUCAGUCCAUUCCUUGUGAAGUUCACCCAAAUUCUUGAAUCGAUUUUGCUUGACAAUCCUCAUAAGGCUGCGGUUCUCUCGGUUGGUUGUGCAUCUUUUUCUUCCACACUUUUUGCUUUCACUCAACUUUCUGUUAACAUGCUUGGAUACAGCACUCUGUGAACAGCCAGCUUCUUUGGCAAUGAAUGUUUGUGUCUUACCCUCCUUGUGAAGGGUGUCAAUGAUUGUCUUCUGGACAACUGUCAGAUCAGCAGUCUUCCCCAUGAUUGUGUAGCCUAGUGAACCAAACUGAGAGACCAUUUUGAAGGCUCAGGAAACUUUUGCAGGUGUUUUGAGUUGAUUAGCUGAUUGGCAUGUCACCAUAUUCUAAUUUGUUGAGAUGUUUGAUGGGUUUUUGUUAAAUUU
Messenger RNA from Onychostoma macrolepis, 5742 nucleotides. RefSeq names its product transmembrane protein 67 (gene tmem67). The transcript has 28 exons. The coding region runs from base 66 to 3017 and encodes 983 amino acids. NCBI's taxonomy places the organism in Eukaryota, Metazoa, Chordata, Actinopteri, Cypriniformes, Cyprinidae. The record is from RefSeq and is a predicted model, not a curated record. Gene Ontology annotation, cellular component: ciliary transition zone; MKS complex. Gene Ontology annotation, biological process: cilium assembly.